CUGAUUGGUGCAUUUUGAAAUGUACCGAACUUCAAUCAGCAGCUGUCAGAUUCAUUAACGCAUUUAUCAGGUUUAUCAGUGCACUAACGUACUAUAAGAUCAAAGACUUUACCCAAUUAUUCUGUUAUAAAAUGGCACAAAACGUUAACCCGCACCACGAACAGCAAUCGAGUGGCGUGAAACAAAGCGACGACAGUAAGAAAGUAUCAUCGGACAACCACGCCGUCUCGAAAAGACUUCACAAAGAGCUCAUGACUUUAAUGAUGAAUCAAGAAAAGAGUAUAUCUGCGUUCCCAGAAGGCGAAAAUCUUUUUAAAUGGAUUGGCACAAUAUCAGGUCCUAAUGAUUCCGUCUAUGAGAAUCAAAAGUACAAGCUAAGUUUACAGUUUCCCAACUCCUAUCCCUACACAGCUCCUAUUGUGAAAUUUAUUACAGCUGUGUUUCAUCCAAAUGUGGAUACAAAUGGCAAUAUAUGCCUAGACAUCCUGAAAGACAAAUGGUCAGCAUUAUAUGAUGUUAGAACUAUUUUAUUAUCAAUUCAAGCAUUGCUGGGUGAGCCAAACAUUUAUAGUCCAUUGAAUGCUUUAGCAGCUGACUUAUGGAAAGACCCUGAAGAAUAUAAGAAACAUGUACUGGAAGUAUACAAAGAGUUGUAAAAUUUACACCAAUGAUUCAUUUAGUUUAAUUUUUAAUUAGGGCUUUUUUACAUAUUUACAUACUUGUAAAUUGUUUGAGGUCAGUUAAUCAUAUACAUGUCAAAUGUUCAAAUUGGACUCAAAGUUCAUUAACAAAAUUUUACAUUAUGUGGUGUAUGAAAAACAUAUUCCUGAUCUUAUUUUUAUAUACUUAUUGUGUCUUUAUAUUGUAUUACAUUCAUUAUUGUUCAUUUUUCAUUCAUCUGUAUACAUGAGGUAUUUAAAUGAUCAUUGUGCUGACAUCAAAACUGUUGAUUUAAUUUAAUGGAUUCCAUGUCACUGUUUAUUAAAUUUUUGUGAAUUGUAUGUUUGUUUGAAAUCAUGAAUUUUCUAGGAAUAAUUGAUGAAUAAAUGUAUCUCCAAAGAAAA
Messenger RNA from Dalotia coriaria, 1064 nucleotides. RefSeq names its product ubiquitin conjugating enzyme vih (gene vih). NCBI's taxonomy places the organism in Eukaryota, Metazoa, Arthropoda, Insecta, Coleoptera, Staphylinidae. The record is from RefSeq and is a predicted model, not a curated record. The transcript has 2 exons. Bases 132 to 656 code for a protein of 174 amino acids.